GGGAGGACGGGAGAGGUGCCGCGCCAGCGUCGGUAGCGCUGCCACCGGUCAUCUGCAACGUGUCUCUCCAAGAAGACUCCACAAUGAAAAAAACAACCCAGAGUUGCUUCUUACUCAUCAUCCUUCUAACUAGAAUUGUUCCAAGUCUUUCUUCUACUGUAAAUUAUACUGAUCCUACAUUAGAGCCUGUAGUAACUGAAAAUUCAGUCAUACGGCAGAAGAUAAUAGAUUCACAGUUCAAAUGUUAUGAGAGGAUGAACAGAGCUCCUCCAUACAAGAAAAAAGGUCUGUUCUGCAACCGAACAUGGGAUGGCUGGUUGUGCUGGGAUGACACACCUGCUGGAAGGCUCACUGCUCAGAAUUGUCCAGAUUAUUUUCCAGACUUCGAUCCAACUGAGAGGGCCUCAAAAUAUUGUGAUGAAACUGGAAAUUGGUUCCGCCAUCCUGAGAGCAACCGAACUUGGUCCAACUAUACCCUGUGCAACUCUUUCACCUCUGAAAAAUUGAAGAUGGCGUUCAUACUUUAUUAUAUGGCGAUCGUUGGCCACGCCUUGUCUAUAACAUCCCUGUUGAUUUCCUUGGCAAUUUUCUUCUAUUUCAAGAGCCUCAGCUGUCAAAGGAUAACACUGCAUAAGAAUUUGUUCUUUUCCUAUGUGCUGAACUCCAUGUUUACAAUUGCCCACCUCAUUGCUGUCGUCCCUAACCCAGGCCUUGUAAAAAGGGAUCCUGUAAGCUGCAAAGUGCUGCAAUUCUUUCAUCAGUACAUGCUGGGCUGCAACUACUUCUGGAUGCUCUGCGAAGGCAUUUAUCUUCACACGCUGAUCGUGGUGGCAGUGUUUGCCGAAGAGCAGCGUUUGCACUGGUAUUACCUCUUGGGCUGGGGGUUCCCUUUAGUGCCAGCAACCAUUCACGCAGUUGCAAGAGCCAGAUACUUCAAUGACAAUUGCUGGAUGAGUGUUGACACACACUUGCUUUAUAUUGUUCACGGACCUGUAAUGGCAGCUUUAUUGGUCAAUUUUUUCUUUUUGCUGAAUAUUGUCCGAGUUUUGGUGACAAAGCUGAGAGAUACCCACCGUGCUGAGUCCAACAUGUAUAUGAAAGCUGUCAGAGCUACUUUAAUCCUGGUGCCCUUACUGGGAAUUCAGUUUGUUAUUAUUCCCUGGAGACCAGAAAACCGACUUGCUGGAGAAAUCUAUGAUUACAUCAUGCACAUACUAAUGCAUUACCAGGGCUUACUUGUGGCUACCAUAUUCUGCUUCUUCAAUGGUGAGGUCCAAGGAGCUCUGAAGAGGCAAUGGACGCAGUACAAAACCCAGUGGGGCCAAAGGCGCCGAGAGCACUGUUCCACACGAUCUACCUCCUACACGGCCACGUCAAUCACUGAGGUCCCUGUGUACCUGUACCAUCAUGAUGCCAACAAUGAACAGUUAAAUGGAAGAUACGUAGAGGACUCUGAACUGGUUGCAUUAAAAUCUGGAGACACGUCUGCCUAG
Molecule: messenger RNA, 1493 nt
Organism: Onychostruthus taczanowskii (white-rumped snowfinch)
Lineage: Eukaryota; Metazoa; Chordata; Aves; Passeriformes; Passeridae
Gene: CALCR
Product: calcitonin receptor
Exons: 13
Coding region: 84-1493 (469 amino acids)
Biological process (GO): positive regulation of cytosolic calcium ion concentration; adenylate cyclase-activating G protein-coupled receptor signaling pathway; cell surface receptor signaling pathway
Cellular component (GO): axon; plasma membrane
Molecular function (GO): amylin receptor activity; calcitonin receptor activity
Source: RefSeq, a predicted model, not a curated record